Messenger RNA from Trichomonas vaginalis G3, 162 nucleotides. RefSeq lists its product as uncharacterized. The annotation marks the transcript as partial. Lineage: Eukaryota; Parabasalia; Trichomonadida; Trichomonadidae. The transcript has a single exon. The record is from RefSeq and is a predicted model, not a curated record.
AGGGACCGGAUGGAUUACCAACGAUAUUCUAACCAGUUUGAUGGUCAAUAUGCAAUAUUAGACCUGAAAUUUCAGCUAAGAAAUUCUUUAAAGUUGCUUUAUUCGAUCCAGUUUUCGCAAAUGUUAAAGAUGAACUUAAACAACAAUUCCAACCAAUUAUAG